Messenger RNA from Chrysemys picta bellii (western painted turtle), 744 nucleotides. Lineage: Eukaryota; Metazoa; Chordata; Testudines; Emydidae. The record is from RefSeq and is a predicted model, not a curated record.
AUGGAUAUGGAGCUAGUCUCAGUGCUCACGAAGGGUAUGGAGUCUGUCUCAGCACUCAUGAAGGGUAUGGAGUCCAUCUCAUUGCUCAUGAAAGCUCUGCAUGUAAGGUUGGACCCAAAGGAAUUCUUCAAUGGCUCCAUAAAGGUGUUUGAGGAGUUCAUGGAUAUUUUCAAAGACAAAGAACAGGCAGAAGUGGCUUCUAUAGUGCAGGCGGAGCUGGAUUUGUUCAAAUCCACCAUGCUCAACAUCGCAGUCACGGGGGAGACGGGUGCCGGGAAAUCGUCCUUCAUCAACGCCCUCCGGGGACUGACCGCUGAGGAUGACGGGGCUGCCCUAACGGGGGUGACAGAAAUGACGACGGAGCCGACUGUUUAUCCCUAUCCAAACCACCCCAACGUGAGGCUGUGGGACCUGCCCGGCAUUGGUGCCCCGGAUUUCCAGCCAACCACGUACCUGCAACAGGUGAACUUCAAAUGCUAUGACUUCUUCGUGAUCAUCGCUUCGGAGCGCUUCAAAUGCAACCAUAUGGCCCUGGCCCAGGAGAUCGAGAGAAUGGGGAAGAGGUUCUAUUUUGUGCGCUCCAAGGUGGAUGAAGAUUUGCGCAACGAAGAAAGGGAUCACCCUAGAACAUUCAGUCAGGAGAGCGUCCUGGAGAGACUCAGGAUGGACUGCAGGAAACACCUGCAAAAGGCAGGGAUGAAUAUAGUCGUAUCAUGUAAUAAAUUCACUUAUAACCUGAAUUAA